This is a messenger RNA of Cavia porcellus (domestic guinea pig), 4546 nucleotides long. RefSeq names its product spermatogenesis-associated protein 31E1-like. The record is from RefSeq and is a predicted model, not a curated record. Bases 89 to 4498 code for a protein of 1469 amino acids. The transcript is spliced from 4 exons. NCBI's taxonomy places the organism in Eukaryota, Metazoa, Chordata, Mammalia, Rodentia, Caviidae.
GCUCUGUGACCUAGGCCUGCAGCCCUCCUUUCUGGUGGGCUAGGGAACUGUCUGGGCUGACUUGACUGAGAGAAACCAUGUGAUUCAGAUGUUAGACAAUCUUAUCUCUCUUCUGAAGAGCUUUUGUGCCACAUGGCUAAGCCUCAGCUCCACCCCUUGGGCUACGGAUAUGAUCCUGGCCUUUGUGGGUGGACUGGGGUUCUCCCUCGUGUUAUUGCCCUUCCUUCCGGAUAAUCCAUUCCUGCCACCUCCACCACUAAGGAAGAAGAAAAGGUGUAGAAAGUACCACAUGGUGAAGAAGGAUUGGAGUAGGAUCCGAAAAACGAGCUGCGCUCUGAGAGCUCGCAGAGACUGCUUAAAGGAGGCAGAAGGGAUUAACGACCUGGCUUCAUUUCUGGGAAGCCACCUGGGGAAUCUCUUACAUGGUAGCAGAUUCAAUCACUUCUCAAGAGAAGAUGCCCCUGGUGAGAAGUUCCAACCGUUAUCUGCUAGAGCUGACCGAGCAAGUAGGCAGCCUUUGGAGGACCUGUUUGUCACCGCUUCAUCCUCACUGGUUUCCCAGGCUCCUUCAUCUGAGCACCUCCCAUCUCCACCCUCUAUGUUGUCACCAGGUCUGAAGACUUUCACAGUUUCUCUAGGGUCACAGUCCUCCGUGAGGGCCUCUUCACCACCAGAGCCUUCAGGUCCUCUAAGAUGCCCGUCACCCCAGCCAUUUUCACUUUCCUCUUCCCCAUUGCAUUCUCCUGGCCCCAUGGCCUCCCCACCACCUCUGCCUGACCCCAGCCUGGCUCUUCCUCAGCAGGAUUCAUCACUCCUCCCACUGGGGACCAUCCCAAGAAGCUCCUCUCCACCCAUUGAGUGCUUGUUGCCUUCUCCUGUCCCAGCAAUUUCAAUUCUUGGUCACUCAGUCUGUGCCAUCUCAGCCCUACCUCAGUGUCAGGAGCCUCCCACAGCUGUAUCCCACUCCACCUUAUCAAACAGUGAAGCCCAGAGAAGUCACUUUAUUGGCCAAGUGCCCCAGGCCUCAUUCCUGGCAGACACUGCCCUGACACAGGUGGAGAAUGGUAGUUCCCAUUUCCUCAGUCCUGAUGUCCAGAAGGUGCUGGAAAUACUCAUCACCAAGAAAGUGGAACUGAAGAUCCAUAAGAACACUAAAGGGGAGGGACAACACAGCCCCCUGUAUUCUCUGGGGAAUAUGUUAAAAUCCCCGGGCAAAAAACACGACCCUAUCGUGUCACGUUUAUGGAAAACAAAAGAAGCAGAGCAUCUUCCUGCUGUACCACAGCUCCACUUCCCAAAGACCUUGGGGGAACACAUGCAACAAAAAGGGAGCCAGUGUUUCUGGGGCCUCCCAGGUCUACACAGCGAGUCCCUGGUGGAUAACACCAGAGUGCCUGAUGCCUCACUAGAGUUUUCUACCAUUUUAUUCAAUGGACUCUGUAAUUAUGUCCCGGCACGAAUUCAGUCCAAUGUUUGUCCACAACUCUUUCCCACUCCACCCUUGGCCAAUGAUGUGGCCCAGCCCCACAAAUUUACUCCAGCUCUGCCUCCAUCCCAACCCCCAUCUGUGUCUCAGAAACAGACCCAGGAGCAUGCUCCAUCUCUCCCAGCUGGUCCUUGCCAUUCACCUCAAGCCAGGGCUUGGGAAGUUUCUAGUCUUAAAGAUCAGAAGGGGAAGCAAUAUCCUAUAUCACGUACUGUUCAACACCUACAACGUGAAUAUUUGAAGGAGCCAGAGGAAAAGAGAGGGUUUCCUCCUGUGGUCAAAAAACCUCAAAAAGUCUUUAGCCAGCCUGCUGAGAAACAUGGGGCCAUCCAGAAAAACAAGUCCCCUGGCAAGCUCCCAGUGGAUGUUAUCUAUUUUAAGGUCCGGGAACAACUGGAGGAGCAUCUUCAAAUAAGAUUGAUGUGUGGGCUGCCCCAGAAGGUUCACCUACCUCUGAACAAGGAAAAAGACCCAGGAAACAGGCAGGCAAAGGAAAAUUGUGGACUUUCCCAGACUUCAGUGAUUUCAGACAAAAGCAUUCAGGUCAUACAAAAGACCAUGUCAGAGUUCCCAGAAAUAUCCCAGACAGGGAAACACUCAAUCAGUGACCUGGAGGAGGCCCCAAAAGAGUUAUUCAAGGAUCCAGAAAUCUCAAUGGUGAAUGUCUUAGAGCCCAUUUGCGACCCAGCAUCACCCAGCAAGGGGUUAAGACUUAUAAGAAGUGAUUCAGGCAAUGAUCCAGCCAUCAGUCCAGACAAGAAGAACCUAGAAGACAGUGAGAGCAUCUGUCCAAGUGGGAAGGUUGAACAGACAGGGGGAGGAAUUCCUGUGGGUAAUGGUCAUUUCACCCUUACUGUGGACCAUGCCUGUGACCAUCCUCCAAACUCAAACAUCCCCGUGGAACCUCAGGAUGAACCAUCCCUGCAGGGUCAGGAGUAUGGCAGGAACACCCAGAACCUCUCUGUCCUUGAUCCUGGGACUCAGCAGAGGCUGGAAGCACAUCUGAAAAGGUUCUGUAUGAGACACAGGUGGGGCCUAGCCUUCAAGGUCAUCAGGGCCAUAAGUAUUUUGAAACGGACAAAGGCUCAUACCUCAUUGCUUCCACAGCCUGCUGCUUCCUCCUCAGCCUCCCAUGGCUCUAAGGCUGUCUCUACCCACCAGGAUAGCAAUUUGCAGGAACAACCAUCUCAGAGUAUUCCAGGAGAGAAGGUAAAAGCAAUUAUAUCAGUUCUCAAAAUGCAGGGUCCUGUCACUAGUCACUCAUUCAAAUCCUCAAUGAAGAGUCUAUCUGGUGACUGUGGGUCUACAGAAGCUCCAACAACUGGACAAGAGACCAGCCUCACUGCUCUGCCCCAUACAUACUGUCCUAAGAGUACAGCCUGGCAUCCUGAUACUGUCUCAAGGCCAGGGAGAGGUAGCAUUGGUCCAAGUCCAAUAUCAGUAAUGGACAAAUAUCAGCCUCAGGAGGGAGGAGGUAUGAUCUCAAGUGAACCUUCGCAUCAAGUGUUGACAGGGGAGAUGAAUGUAGAAUCUCCAUGUGCAAGGGACAGAGACAUCCAGAAGAUCAUGGAGACAAAGGCGAAGAAACCCUUGGAGUGGGCAGUUACCAAGGGAGCCAGUGUGAUGUUACCAUCCCCAAAUCUUAAUGUGAAUCCAAGGAAUUUAAACUCUCUGGGGUCCAAUAAAAACCUUCUCUCCCCCAGAAUCUGUACUGUGCAGGAGCCAGGAGUCUCCUCCUUGGGUUCACAGACAGUGUCGAAAAAGAAGAGUCAGGAUUCAGCCACCAGAGUCGUCCUGCAAGACUUUGCCACUGGCAAGGUCCUUCAAGCCACUGCCUCAGAGAUGCCCCGCCCCAAAGACAUCCUGGCUUCUCAGGCCCGUCUGGCCAAUACCCGAGGUGCAUCCUCUAGCAGCACAUCAUCUUCCCAACGGAUAGUUGGCCCCUUAAUACAGGGCAGAAUUAGCCAGGGUCAAAAGGAGCCCGGGAUCUCAAAACUCCAGGAUCCACAGGAGAUCAAGAGCAACAAGUUUUGUCCAUCUGAGAGUGGAGGGGGCUUUGUGAGCCCCAAUAAAAUGGUCACUAGUCGCCCAUCACCUUCCCAAGGGCUAUGUGAUCACUCAGGGAGGGACACGGUGGGCCAGGAACAGAAGGCGCUCAGGGUGCCCAAAUCCCAGGAGCCCAGGAUGAGCAAGAGCCAUGUCUUUGCUCCACCUGAGAAGAAAGGGAGCUUUGAGAGGCCCAAAUCAGGAGGGAAGGAAGAGCAACGUGCAGGAAAGAGGAGCAUUGGAGGGCUGACGCCCCCUCCUCAGGUCAGGGAGGCUAGAGGCAGCACAGGACACAAGGCUCUGCUCCAGUCAGAGAAGAAAACGUCACCUUCAGAAGCCACCAUUGGGACCCGAGUCAGGAGCUGUCUGCAAAAUAUACUGCCCAAGAACAACAGAGUGGGGGCAGAGUUUCUGCAGAAAGCCAAGCCCCCAUUAACUGUGACCCAAAGUCAAGAGUUGGCCACAAACAGCAAUGUCUUUAUAGACAGAGGGAGCAUGGAAACCCAGGUGCUCAUGAGCACUGUUGGACGGAUCCUAAAGGAAAAAAUGAGGCUACACCAUGAAUUUUCUUCCUCAAAAAAUUUUCAGAAAGGGGGACCCCAGGUAGAUAGGUGGUCCUCCUGCCACAAAAAAGCUUCCUCACCACAGCAAAAGAGAAUCGUGAGCAAUAUGACCUGUAGUCCGCAGGCCGAGCCUCAGCACCCCAGCCAUGUGACGAAUAGAAGCCUGAGCAGAGAUAGGGCAAACAAUCCUGCCUUCCCACCCAGGGAGCCUGGGCCCCUACCCAGUCAGUUCCACAAGAAGCCCAUGGGGGCUGGAGCCUCAGAGCACUGCCCCAGGCACUGUGCCCUUCAGAGAACUGUGUUCCCCAAUCAGUCACAUAAUACUUCCCACAUCAGUCCUGGGGAAAAAUCUUUGCUGAGCAAACCUGUUCUGUCUCAUACAGGCAGGUCUUGUGUGGGCUAAGAUCGUCUUUCUACAGAGAUGUCUGUUGAUUCCCAAUAAAUGACUUUU